This is a messenger RNA of Humulus lupulus (European hop), 3645 nucleotides long. Its product is annotated as subtilisin-like protease SBT6.1. Gene Ontology annotation, molecular function: serine-type endopeptidase activity. Gene Ontology annotation, cellular component: Golgi apparatus. The transcript is spliced from 10 exons. The record is from RefSeq and is a predicted model, not a curated record. The coding region runs from base 170 to 3283 and encodes 1037 amino acids. Gene Ontology annotation, biological process: proteolysis. Lineage: Eukaryota; Viridiplantae; Streptophyta; Magnoliopsida; Rosales; Cannabaceae.
UUACGGAAGAAGAAGAAGAAUGAAUGAGAGAACUCUGCAAUUAACACAUUUGACCUCAACCUCACUUCCGUUUCUACUUUCUUCUUCUUUCUCUCUUUUCUCUUCUAUGCUUAGGAAUUUUCCCGCCAAAUGAGAGAAGGCUUAGCAUAUCACCACCACCAACACCGUCAUGAACGCUCUCUCUCCUCGAACAUUCCUAUUCUUCUCCAUCUCACUCCCUCUCAUCGUCUCCUUCUCUCUCCUCCAUUUCUCAUCUCCUAAUUCUCAUAACCAUACUGUAACCCUUAAUUCCACUCACUCCCUGAUCAAUAAGCGCAACAACUACAUCGUACGUUUCCUCGAGUACAAACGGGCUGAAGCCCACCGUGACUACCUGCAACUAGGCCUCCGAUCGCCGGGAUGGGGUUGGAUCGAGCGCCGGAAUCCGGCGUCUCAGUAUCCGACCGAUUUCGGAUUGGUUUGGAUCGAGGAGUCUGCCAGGGAAGGGGUGAUUGGGGAACUUGAGAGGCUGGGGAUGGUUAAGGAUGUGAAUGUGGAUGCCAGUUACACAAGGGGUUUGCUCAAGGAAGAGAGUAGAGAUGGGGCUUUCGUUGAUGGAAAGAAGCGGCCUGGGAAGAUUUUUACGUCGAUGUCGUUUUGCGAAGCUGAGAACGAACAUGGCGCAAGGAUGAGUAAUUCUUCGUUUAGCUGGCGAAGGGAGCUGUUAUCGGAGAGAUCUCAGGUUACUUCAUUAUUUGGAGCUGAUGCUCUUUGGGCAAAAGGGUACACCGGUUCAAAAGUCAAAAUGGCUGUAUUUGAUACUGGCAUUCGAGCUAAUCACCCUCAUUUUCGGAACAUCAAGGAGCGAACGAACUGGACCAAUGAGAAUACCCUAAAUGACAAUCUUGGACAUGGGACAUUUGUUGCCGGUGUUGUUGCUGGUAGAGAUGCAGAGUGUCUUGGCUUUGCUCCUGAUACUGAGAUCUAUGCUUUCCGUGUGUUUACAGAUGCUCAGGUAUCAUACACGUCUUGGUUCCUUGAUGCAUUCAACUAUGCCAUUGCAACCAAUAUGGAUGUGUUAAAUUUGAGUAUAGGUGGACCUGAUUAUUUGGAUCUCCCAUUCGUAGAGAAGGUUUGGGAAAUAACAGCAAAUAAUAUAAUUAUGGUUUCGGCAAUUGGAAACGAUGGACCACUUUAUGGAACUCUCAACAAUCCAGCAGACCAGAGUGAUGUCAUUGGUGUUGGUGGCAUUGACUACAGUGAUCACAUUGCUUCUUUUUCUUCAAGAGGAAUGAGCACAUGGGAACUUCCUCAUGGUUAUGGCCGGGUGAAGCCAGAUGUGGUUGCAUAUGGACGAGACAUUAUGGGAUCAAAGAUCAGUACAGGCUGUAAAAGCUUGUCUGGUACUAGUGUGGCAAGUCCUGUGGUUGCUGGUAUGGUUUGUUUGCUUGUUAGUGUCAUACCCGAAAGCAGUCGGAAGGACAUUUUAAACCCAGCAAGCAUGAAGCAAGCACUUGUCGAGGGAGCUGCAAAGCUUGCUGGUCCAAAUAUGUAUGAACAGGGUGCAGGCAGAGUUGAUUUGUUAGCAUCCUAUGAAAUUCUUAAGAGCUACCAACCCCGGGCAAGCAUCUUUCCUAGUGUGCUUGAUUAUACAGACUGCCCUUAUUCAUGGCCAUUUUGUCGCCAACCCCUUUAUGCUGGUGCCAUGCCUGUUAUUUUUAACACUACCAUUCUCAAUGGAAUGGGUGUGACUGGAUACAUAGAAAGCUCACCAACAUGGCAUCCUUAUGACGAAGAAGGUAAUCUUCUAAGUAUCCAUUUUACUUAUUCAGAAGUAAUCUGGCCUUGGACUGGUUAUUUAGCACUUCACAUUCAAAUUAAGGAAGAGGGCACACAAUUUUCUGGAGAUAUUGAGGGAAAUGUGACAUUUAGAGUGUUUAGUCCUCCGGCUCAAGGAGAGAAGGAGCUCCGUAGUAGUACCUGUGUGCUUCAACUGAAAUUAAAAGUAGUUCCAACACCACCAAGAUCAAAACGUAUUUUGUGGGAUCAAUUUCACAAUAUUAAAUAUCCUCCUGGUUAUAUUCCAAGAGACUCUUUGGAUGUCCGUAAUGAUAUUCUUGAUUGGCAUGGAGAUCACCUACAUACAAAUUUCCACAUUAUGUUCAACAUGUUAAGGGAUGCUGGUUACUAUGUAGAAACCCUUGGUUCACCGCUUACAUGCUUUGAUGCUCAGCAGUAUGGGACGCUUCUUUUGGUAGAUCUUGAGGAUGAGUACUUCCCAGAGGAGAUUGAAAAGCUAAGAGAUGACGUUAUUAAUACAGGAUUGGGAUUGGCUGUAUUUGGUGAGUGGUAUAACGUUGAUACAAUGGUGAAGAUGAGAUUUUUUGAUGAUAACACUCGAAGCUGGUGGACUCCUAUUACUGGAGGCGCUAAUAUUCCAGCAUUGAAUGACCUUUUGGCCCCGUUUGGGAUUGCUUUCGGUGAUAAAAUUUUGAAUGGUGACUUCUCUAUUGACGGUGAACAGAGUAGAUAUGCAUCUGGAACAGACAUUGUGAGAUUUCCCAGAGGUGGCCAUGUGCACAGCUUUUCCUUCUUGGACAGCUCAGAGAGUGGGGCCACUCAAAAUGUUUUGCGGACUUCUGACAUGGCCACGGUUGACUUUCCCAUCCUUGGUCUCAUAGAGGCAAAUGAAGGUCGUAUUGCUGUCUAUGGAGACUCCAACUGUUUGGACAGCAGUCAUAUGGUAACCAAUUGUUAUUGGCUCCUGAGAAAAAUUUUAGAAUUCACUAGUGGAAACAUCAGAGAUCCUGUGCUUUUCUCAAACUCAGCUAAACAGGAUUCUGCCUUAUAUGAGGAGGACAACCAAUUACCAUCUCGUAGAACUGAUGUGAAUUUCUCCGCCUACUCCGCAGUGGUAGGAAAGGAAUUAAUCUGUGGGAUUGAUUCCAGAUUCGAAAUAUGGGGAACCAAGGGAUACAAUUUGCAGGUUAGGGGAAGAAACAGAAGAUUACCAGGUUAUCCUGUUAUUGACUUGGGGAGAGGUCUAAAUUCUUCCAUCCACAGUUCUACUUCAAGGCGUCGAAAAGUGAAUGUAAAAAGUAAAACCGAUUCUUUAGGAAAUAAGUACUUGGGCUUGUUUUACGGAGAAGAGCGUGAUAUGCCUGUGUUAGCUGCUACUCAUUGGAUUGUUCCUGCACUAAUUGCAGUAAUUGGUCUUCUGUUAUUCUUGAGCUUAUGGAGAAUUCGGCAGAAGCGACGGCGGCGGAGGAAAGGUUCUGGCUCUGGUCGAUAUUCUAAUCUCUAGUCCUAAUCUUGAAUCAAUUUUCUCUUCCCUUACUUUUUUUAGUUGCCUUCAAGUUCCUUUAGUCAUCCUCUUGUAAUCUUGUUUAUGUACCAGAGAACAUAGGAGCUUCAAUUUAACAAAUCAAUAGUAAAGUCUGUCAAAGCAUCACCACAGAAAUUUUUGUUUGAGUUUAUAAGUUAUACGUAUUAUACUUGUACUAAAUUUUGAAUGCAAAGGUCUUGCAUAACAGAGCUAAUUGGAUUGGACACCUUGUCAGCAAUACCCACAAGAAGAGUACUGGGGGUAUUCUGUUUCCCAUUCUCUUUUGUACUUUUUGGCACAAGAAUUUAAUAAUAAUUUUAAAAUAUAAAAUAUUCACAUAA